AUGAUGAAAGGAUGGACCAAGCGUCUCGGACGCUCUAAAAGUCAUAGCAAAGGAAAGAAGGAAGGAACCAGCGAAAAGAAAUCGUCCUCAAGUUUAAGGACUGAAUCUUCCUCUUCCUCGCUUAAAGGUGAUAUUCGUGAAAAGGAAAUAAAAGAUCGAGACGCCCCCAAGUCAGCUCAGUCUUCUCCGCAACCGCAAUCCUCACCUCAACAACCCUUGCAGCAACCACAACAACAGCAGCCUCAAACACAACAACAACCCUCUCAACAACAACAACAACAGCAGCAGCAACAACAGCAACAGUCGCAGCAACAGCCAUCGCAGCAUCAGACCUCUCAAACUCAUUUGCAACAAGCUCAAUCUCAACAACCUAAUGCAAGCUUUUCAAGCCAACAACAAAAUCAUGCAACCAAUUCUUCUAAUAACAGAAUACCCAACAGAGCUGCUCCCAAUGAAUCUACAAAUGUUUCUCAACCAUUCCAAUCUUCACAGCAUGUACAACAACAGCAACAACAUCCCCAACAACAAUACCCAAUUUCUUAUGGAAACACCCUACCUCCCUCUUCUCAAAGGGAUGCUCAAGAAAACGGCUUUCAACAGUCUCAAGAUCAGCAACAGCAGCAGCAAUACAUGAUUUAUGACAACUCUCAAAUGCAAAAUCAAAUCUACGCUGAUGGAAACGAUUCGCUUUCGCCUCCUUAUCACCAUUUGUCUCCACCAUCACUAAUAGUAAACCCCUCGGCUCUUGGGCUCGCACCCCCUCCUGGAAGCACAGAAACAAUGCCCCAUGAUCUGGAGGCAAUAUCAUUUAAUAAAAAUGGCCCUCCCAGCCCUGGUCGUCUUUCGUUUGAACGAUACAGUAUUGACGGAAUAAAAACACCCAAACGCCACAACUCGUCACGAUUUGAAAUUUCGGAACGACGCGAACUUUUCCCCUUACCUUCUCUUAAUGAGGUAUCUCUUGGCGAACGUGAUGACCUCUUUUUGAAAAAGGUGGAUCAGUGUGCCGUAAUGUUUGAUUUCAAUGAUCCAUCUUCGGAUAUCACGGGAAAGCAAAUUAAGACCGAGGCCCUUCAAGAUUUGCUUGACUACAUCACUUCCAACCGCGUUCAAAUUACCGACCAGAUGUAUGCUAGUGUCAUUCAAAUGUUUGCUAAAAAUCUUUUUAGACCGAUUCCUCCUCCAGUAAACCCUGUUGGUGAACUUUUUGAACCAGACGAGGAUGAACCCAUUUGUGAGGUAGCCUGGCCUCACAUGCAGAUUGUUUAUGAAUUCUUUUUAAGAUUUAUCGAAUCUAGCGAUUUUAACCAGGGCAUGGCUAAGCGGUACAUUGAUCAUGCAUUUGUUCAAAACCUUUUGGAGCUCUUUGAUAGCGAAGAUCCUCGCGAGCGCGAUUUCCUUAAGACAACCCUUCACCGCAUUUAUGGCAAGUUUUUGAAUUUGCGCGCUUUUAUCAGAAGGUCUAUGAACAAUGUCUUUUUCCAGUUUAUUUACGAGACGGAACGAUUUAAUGGUGUUGCCGAACUAUUAGAGAUUUUAGGCAGUAUUAUUAACGGGUUUGCCUUGCCACUUAAGGAAGAACACAAGGUUUUUUUGAGUCGUGUUUUGAUACCAUUGCACAAGGUGCGAUGCCUGGGUGCAUACCAUUCGCAAUUGGCCUACUGCAUUGUACAAUUUUUGGAAAAAGACCCCAGCUUGACGGAGGAGGUUAUUAUGGGCCUUUUAAGAUAUUGGCCUAAGGUUAGCAGCCCUAAGGAAGUGCUGUUUUUGGUGGAAAUAGAAGACAUUUUUGAAAUCUUAGAGCCGAGCGAGUUUAUUAAGAUUCAAAUCCCUCUCUUUGUUCAGCUUUCAAAGUGCAUUGCAAGUCCACACUUCCAGGUUGCUGAACGUGUGCUGUACUUUUGGUCUCACGAAUACUUUUGCAGUUUGGUUACUGAAAACUCCGAAACUAUUCUUCCCAUCAUUUUUUCAGCUUUGCACGAAAAUGCAAACAAUCAUUGGAACCGCUCUAUUCAUGGAAUGGUUUACAAUGCUAACAAGCUUUUCAUGGAUACAAAUCCUUUGUUAUAUGACCAAUGUGCUAUUCUGUACAGACAGUCGAGAGAAGCUGCGGAAUCUCGUGAGCAAAUACGGCAGAACAACUGGAAGGCUCUUGAGGACCGUGUUCGAACCAUUCAUUCACAACCCCAGCAGCAGCAACCGCAGCAGCUGUUGCAGCAACAACAGCAACAAAUACAACCACAACAGCAGCAACAAAUAUUAUCAUACCAACAACAACCCCAGCUGUCACAAUACCAGCAACAGCAACCAAUCCAACUACCACAACAGUACCAGCAACAGCUUCCUCCUCAACAAGUUUAG
Magnusiomyces paraingens is the source of this 2361-nucleotide messenger RNA. RefSeq lists its product as uncharacterized. NCBI's taxonomy places the organism in Eukaryota, Fungi, Ascomycota, Dipodascomycetes, Dipodascales, Dipodascaceae. The transcript has 3 exons. Gene Ontology annotation, cellular component: protein phosphatase type 2A complex. The coding region runs from base 1 to 2361 and encodes 786 amino acids. Gene Ontology annotation, biological process: signal transduction. Gene Ontology annotation, molecular function: protein phosphatase regulator activity. The record is from RefSeq and is a predicted model, not a curated record.